Messenger RNA from Nycticebus coucang (slow loris), 8075 nucleotides. RefSeq names its product maestro heat like repeat family member 8 (gene MROH8). Lineage: Eukaryota; Metazoa; Chordata; Mammalia; Primates; Lorisidae. The coding region runs from base 4467 to 7799 and encodes 1110 amino acids. The record is from RefSeq and is a predicted model, not a curated record. The transcript has 24 exons. Gene Ontology annotation, cellular component: cytoplasm.
GGAAAAUGACCAUUAAAUACUUUUUGUACAUUUCCAAAGCUCUACACGUAGUCCCAAUGAUGAUGCCCGCCAAAGUCUGGGAACCAAGGAGGUUUAACCUGAAAAGAAGCCCUGAGGAAGUGAUAAGCCUAGUUUUCAACAAUUAAGACAAUCCUCCCAGCAACCUCCAGUCAUCUAAAGCACAGGACUCAUCACAUUAUUCCCAUUUAAAGGACAUCCAUAAAUCCUACACCUUAAGAAAGACCCAACCCUGAAUCUUCACCCUGCCUGGACCACCUCUCAACCAGAUCUCCUCCCUAAUUCUUCCCACUAUCUAUCGCUCUCUGCUUUCUACUGUCCCUCUAAGACAAGUUUUCUUUCCUGCCCAGCCCUUUUUCAUGCUUUCUCUUAUUUCAACUUUACUUAAUUUUUUAGCUUCAGAUUCCACCUCAAUUAUCUAUUCCUUAAGAAGCCUUCCCUAACAGCCCUCCCUCAGCUUAGGUCCCAAUACCAUCAACAUAGGGAAGAACCUGCGCUUUGGAGCCAGGCUUAAAUCAUAGCUCUGCCAUCAGCAAUGUGGCCAUGGCAAAGUUACACACACACCCUGUGCCUCAAUUUCCUCAAAUGUAAAGUGAGAUAACAAGUAUCUACCCAAGGGAUGAUGAUUACAUGAGUCAAUAUAGAAAGGUCUUGGAAUAACUGGCACAUAGUGAGUUCUAUAUAAAUGUUAGCUACUACUUCUGCUACCAUAAUUGUUGUUGUUAGAUCCACUCAUAGCAAUCUGUACUUCUCCUAUGUAGUAUAUUUCACAACUAUAACAGUGUAAUGUCUGAUUUCUCUGCUAAACUAAAAGUUCCAUGAGGAUAAAGACUGUUUCCUCUGCUCAUCUCAGUAUUUCCAAGUCUUGCAUAUUGCCUGGAAAAUUACAGGUACUGAAUAAAUAUUUGCUGAAUAAAUGGAAGGCAAAUCAAUCCCUAUCUACGAUGCCCCAGUGGACAGGAAACUGUAGAAAUGGUACAAUUCUACUUUUCAUUUAAAAAACUUCUGAAUGGGGCGGUGCCUGUGGCUCAAGGGGUAGGGCGCCGGUCCCAUAUGCCGUUGGUGGCGGGUUCAAACCCAGCCCCGGCCAAAAAAAAAAAAAAAAACUUCUGAAUGGGCUGCUUUGUGAUAAAGUCAACUGUCUACCACUCAACUAAUAGCAAUAACAAGAAAUCACAAGGCUAAAUUCUUUGCCUUUAGUGUUAAAUUAAGCCUGAGAUAGAGUUCUUUAAGAAAGGCAUUCUUCUAUCCAUUUUACAAAAAGAAAACUGAGGAACACAGCAGCUUGCACAUAGCAAAUAGUGGACUCAAACCCAGGUCUAAUAGUGUUCACACUCCACUUUUUUUUAAACAAUUCUUGCAAAAGAAAUACCUACAUUAAGAGUGCAACUCUGUGGCAGGCGCCUGUAGUCCCAGCUACUUGGGAGGCUGAGACAAGAGAAUCACCUAAGCCCAAGAGCAGGAGUUUGCUGUGAGCUGUGACGCCACAGCACUCUACCAAGGGCAAUAAAGUGAGACUCUGACUCUUAAAAAAUAUAUAUAUAUAUUACAACUCAGGGAGGAUAGGUGGAAGGAGAGUAAUUGCACACCUACGGUGCCUCUUACAAGGGUACAUGUGAAAUUUACUAGGUGUAGAAUAUAAAUGUCUUAACACAAUAACUAUAUUAACCAGUUUGAUGAAAACAUUUCAAAUUGUAUAUAAAACCAGCACAUUGUACCCCAUGAUUACAUUAAAGUACACAGCUAUGAUUUAAUAAAAAAAAAAAAAGUGUAACUCAGAAAAUCCUUCUUCUAUGAUCUUAGCUAAUUUAAGACCCACAUGCACUAGCCUAAGAAUGUCAAAGUUCUUUAAAAAGAUAGAAAAACACUAUAAUGUGCAAUACUCAGGAGCUAUAUGUUGAAUGAUAUCUGGGCCAAGCACUAUUUUAAGUGUUAAAAUUACAAUAGGAAAUGGAACAAAAACCGCCACUCUCACAGAGUUUGUAUUCUAGUGGGGGAAAAAAGACAUUACACAAAACAAUUAAAUAUUACUUAUUGCAUUAAAAGCUAAAAAGUGCUAUGGAGAAAAACCAAGUACAAAAAGGAUAUCUGGGAAGGGCUGGUUUUAAAUAUGGUAGUCUAUAAAGGCCUAAGCAAUAAAUAAAAAUAUUGAGUAUAGACCUGAAGAAGGAGAAAGUCAUGGUGAUAUCUGGGGGAAAACUAUGCCAAGAGGAAAAAAGCAAUUACAAAGACUCUGAAUCAGGAGUAUGUAUAGAUGGUGCUUUUUGAGGUCAGCAAGGACAGUAUGACUACAGUGGCUUACACAGCAGUGAGAAGUGAGAAAUGAGGGCGACAGAGGGCACUGAGGCCCUAUCUAGAGGACCUUGUAUGUCCCUGUAAGGACUUUGGCUUUUACUGAGAUGGGAACCACUAGAAAGUUCAGAGCAGUGAUUUGACUUCCAUUUAAAUAGGAUCAUAGUGUGGAGCAGAGACAAUACUAUGCUGAGAAUAGACUAUGGAGCAGCAAGGACAGAAAGAGGGAUACCUUGGCUCAGCGCUGGCCACGUGCACCAAGGUUGGCAGGUUCCAACCCGGCCCGGGCCAGCUAAACAACAAUGACAACUGCAACAAAAAAUAGCCAGGUGUCUUGGCAGGUGCCUGUAGUCCCAGCUACUUGGGAGGCUGAGGCAAAAGAAUUGCUUAAGUCCAAGAGUUUGAGGUUGCUGUGAGCUGUGAUGCCAUAGCAUUCUAAUGGGGGCAACAUAAUGAGACUGUCUCAAAAAAAAAAAAAAGAGAAAGGGAUACCAGUUAGGAUACCACAACCAUAAAAAGAUGAUAGUGCUCUCAGCCAGGACAACAGGGGUAGACCUGGUGAGAUGUAAUCACAGUUAGCCUGGCUCUAAUUCAAAGUUAAAGCCUAUCAGAAUUGCUAAUGGGUAGAAGAGGAACCAACAUACUAAUGCUGAAUCCUCAAUGCUUUGUGUACCUGUACUUAAAUAUGUUAGGAGCUAGUGAAUGACUAUAACUAGCAUUUUCCCAGCUAGACUGUAAAUUCCCCCAACAGCAUCUGUGACCGAAUCCUAACCUUCCCACCUCACAUUAAUGACUGAAAUAAUUUUCCUGACUAAAAUUUGAGCGCUUAACAUAGGGUUAGGUAUGCCCAAAGUAUGCUAAGUACUGUGGAUGCACCUAUUAAAUCCUCAUAAUAUACAAGUGAGGUGGCUAUUUUUUUGUUUUGCAGACCAAGAAAUAGUGGCUCAGAGGUAGUUAACUGCCCUAUGACACAUAACUGAGAACCAAAUUGCAGGUAGAUUGAAUCCAAAGUCCGUUUUUAAACACUUUACUAUCCUCAAUUCUCAAAUAGUGAAGCAGUGAGUCAUUGUGCCACCUUGGUCAAGUUGUUUCCCUUGUCUGGGAUUCCAACUCUUUUUUUAUUUCCUUGCUUAUUUCUUAUUUUUAUUUCUUUGCUUUUUAUUGUUGUUGUUGAGACAGAGUCCCAGCCUAUGCCCUGAGCAGAGUGCAAUGGUGUCGUAGCUCACUGCAACCUCAGUGGGCAUCCUGCUGCCUCAGCCUCUGGAAGCGGCUGGGAUUACAGGUGAGUGCCUGUGGCUGGGAUUACAGGCACUCACUGAAGUGCCCAGCUGAGUUUUUCAUUUUUUUAGGAGUUGGGGUCUCACUCUCCCUCAGGCAAGUCUCAAACUCCUGAGCUCAAGCAAUUCUCCCUCCUCAGCCUCCCACAGUGCUGGGAUUACAGGUGUGAGGUUUUUUUUUUUUUUUAGACGGAGUCUCUUUGCCCAGGCUACAGUGCCCUGGCUUCAGCCUAGCUCACAGCAGCCUCAAACUCCUGGGAUCAAGUGAUCCUUCUGCCUCAGCCUCCCCAAAAGCUGGGACUACAGAGGCGCACCUGAGCCCAAACAAUCCUCCUGCCUUGGGCUCCCAAGAGUGCUAGGAUUAUAGGUGUGAGCCACCAGGUUCAGGCUGAGAUUCCAACUUCUCAUCUGCUGUCAAAUGGAAAUAACAAGAGUACACCUUUUCCAAGUUAUAAUGAGACUACUAGUGAAAUUUCAUCCUGCAGCGUCCAGUCAACAACCACCAAUGCAAUUAACUUUAAUGAAUGUUUACUUAGUGCAAGGCACUGUUCUGUGAUUAUCUUACUUACUAAAGCAACUCUAUGAGGCAGAUAGCUUGACUUAUUUUAAACAUGAGGAACCGAGGUGCAGAAGGUUUAAGUAACUCGGGCUGGGUCACGUAAUGAAUACGUGGCAGACUGCAAGUUUGCACUCAGAGUCCAACUUCAGAACUUUUAUGUUCUUUCUCAAAGAGAGAUGAGUUAUUUUCUUGUCCCUUUCACUGAGAAGAAAACUACGGCCCAAGCUAGAAACAUUUGCCUAAGCUCAUAGGGAGUUAAGGGACGGUGCGGGAAUCAGAGCUUAGGGCGCCUAGCCUAAAAGCCCGCGCGAGUCAAAUGAAUGAGCGAUGCGAGGCCUAGGGCUCAGAGCGGCCGCGGUUCCCCUAAGCUGGCCCUCGGAAGGACCCGUACCCCGCACUGCGCACACACACACACACACACCCCACCCUCAGUGCUCGCGGGCACUCCGACCAGCUCGCAGCCCCCCGUCAGACCCUCGAUCCCCAGAGAGACUGAGCCCAUGCCCCUGCCCCGCAGGGAAAGGGGACCCCGCCUGGCCGGCUCCCGAGUGGCGGCCACCAGUGUCCCGCGAGCAACGGCCCGCUCCCCAAGGCGUGCGGGCCGCUGGGCCCCGCCGUUGAGCCAUGCGCAACGCCUCACCCGGCGGCGCCAUUCCUCCGAGCAGGUCCCACCGGAGUACGAUCCACCGGCUGACUUCCGCUCCGGAAAGUGGCUCCAAGAGCGUGCAGGAGGGGACGCCAGGGACUCGCGGCAAGCUCUGCGAGCCGGCAUGAGCUCUAGGCAGAGGAUAUGCAGUCAAGAAGAAGUAGUGAUCCCAUAUGCUUCUGACAAUGAUUCAGGAAGUGUGGAUUUGCAGCUGAGCAACUUAGAGGAUAUUAAAAAAGACCCAAGUAACGUUGAACUUACAGAUGCAGACCUCUCUGACAUCCCUACACUCCCUCAGGAGUCCCUCUCAUGUAGCUUGGAAUCCCUGACCCAGGAGGAGCCCCCCGAAGAGGCCAGCACUGAGAGGCUGAUCCAGUCCAUCCAGGAGGUUUUUAAUGGUGAGCUAAAGGGUGAACUUGAAAAGCUGACAUUCCUAAGAUCUUUGUCAUCUCUCAGCCGAACUUUAUCUUACGAUGAAACCACAGAAUCAUUCAUUUACAGCCACAUAACAAACAUAGUGCAUAUCCUAAAUGUACUGAUGCAGGAGGAGCCCCCAGAUUCUCUAUUAAGCCCUGUGCGCCAGGAGGUCUUUGUCACCAUUGCUGAUCUCAGUUACCAAGAUGUCCAUCUGCUGUUUGGCUCUGAAGAUCGAACUGAGUUGUUCAGUCUUAUCACCAAAAGUGUAAUCACUCUGCCUUCUCUAAGGAAUCUUCUCCAGCCACAGGAAGUCAGGCCAAGUGAGCCUUACAGCUCAGAGUGUCUCUACAGGCAGACAUUCCAGGCAUUCUCCGAGAUGCUCCAGAGUUUGGUGGUAAAAGACCCACAUUUGGAAAAUCUUGACACCAUUUGUAAGCACAUGGACCCCUGGUUACACUCAGUCAAAGACCAUGAGCGGGAACGGGCCACAGCCAGCAUGGCUCAAGUUCUGAAGUGCUUAUCCAGACAUCUCAGCCUGAAGCCUCCGCUGAGAUUCCAAAGACUUGGACAUCUAGUGGCUCUGAUGGCACUACUGUGUGGGGACCCACUGAAAGAGGUGGCUGAGGAGGCUGCAGAGGGCACGCACUCCCUGCUGCAUAUCACCAUGAGGCUAAAGUAUACUACUCGUAACAAGAAAAAUCACCAAAGCUUGAGAAGAGCGUUGAAAAGAUGUCGAGAAUUCCUAGAUCUCUAUGACAUUAAACAGUUCUACAGUUGUCCCUUCAAAAUUGCCCAGGUCUUUGAAGUUUUUCUCAGUUCAAAUGAGCUCUGCCAGUUUGUAAUGACUACAUUGGAUGGCCUGAAAAACCUGAAACAUCCCUGCACCCAGCAGUCAGCAGGAGAAUUGCUGAUAACAUUGGUGAAAAAUGCAGAGUCCCGAUUUGAGAAGGUGCCAGAAAUUAUGGGAGUUAUCUGUGCCCAGCUAUCUGUAAUCAGCCAGCCUAGCCUCCGUGAACAAAUCAUAACUACUGUGAGUUUGUUUAUAUCCAGGCCCAAGUACACAGAUACAGUGCUCAACCACCUUCUGUGUCAUCCAAUACCGUAUGACAGGCAUCUGGCUGAGUUGUGGAGAACCCUGGAGGUAGAGCUGCCCAGAACGACCUGGAUUCUCUGGAGGCUCCUGAGAAAGCUGCAGAAGUGCCAUAAUGUGCCCACCGAGGAGAAGAUGGCCUACAUGGCUGUGGCUGCAACAGACGCCCUUUAUGAGGUGUUUGUGGGAAACCGGUUCCGGGCAGCUACGUUCCGACUCUUUCCUCAGCUUCUCAUGACACUCCUCAUCCAGAUUCACCACAGCAUCGGCCUUACCAUGUCCGACGUUGCCAUCCCAAGCGGCCUGUACAGAGAACAGGAAAUGUCUUCAGAGGUCACCCCUUUGCGCUUUGCCAUGCAGGCUAUAAAGACUCUCCUCCUCAGAACAUUGUGCUGGCAGGAAUUCAGCAUCAUGGAAAAGCAUAAAGGAUGGACUCUUCUGGAAGGAAAAGAUUGCCAUCUUCAGGGGGUAUUUCUCCUUGCCAAUGCUUUGCUGGAAAGAAAUCAUCUCCUUGCACAUAAGGUCAUGUACUUGUUAGUCCCUCUUCUUAACCGAGGGAAUGAUGAACAUAAACUCACAUCUGCAGGCUUUUUUGUAGAGCUUCUCCAGAGUCCACUGGCUAGAAGACUACCUAGUAUAUACUCCAUUGCCCGCUUGAUAGAAUGGCUACAUCAUGGAAAUUAUCUUUUUAGGAUUCUUGCCCUCAGAGGACUGCGCAAUCUUGCCAGACACCAGGAGAUGAGGGAAGACAUCAAGAGCCUGUUGCCAUGCCUCUUAGACAGCUUAUGUGAACCCGAGGAAGACAUUGUCUUGUUGGCCAUGCAGAUACUCCUGCUGCUUGUUGGGACCAUGGAUUUCACUACCCUGGCUGCCAUGAUGAGGACCCUGUUCUCCUUAUUUGGUGAUGCAAGACCUGAUGUCGGUCAUUUCGCCAUGGUUCUCUUUGGAGCUUGCAUAAAGUCUGUGAAAUACUCAGAUAAGAAGAAUGUAGAGAACCAAGUUCUGGACAGCUUGGUCCCACUACUUCUGUAUUCUCAGGACGAAAAUGUUACCGUCGCUGAGGAGAGCAAGCGAGUCCUAACUGUAUGUGCCCAGUUCCUGAAGUGGAAGCUGCCCCGGGAAGUGUACUGCAAAGAUCCCUGGUACAUCAAACCUAUUGAAGCUGAAACAAUCUGCAGAUUCUUUGGAAAAAAAUGCAAGGGGAAAAUUAAUAUCCUAGCCCAAACAUUGAUGUACUCCAAGAAUACAAAACUUCCCAUCCGAAGAUCAGCAGUCUUGUUUGUAGGGCUCUUAUCAAAGUACAUGGAUCACAAUGAACUCAUGAUGAAGGGUACUGACUGGAUAGAAGAUGAUCUGACAGGUCUUCUGCAGGACCCUGAGCCCUCUCUGCGUGUCAUCGCCUCCCAGGCUCUGUUCCAAGUCCAGAAGGUGAAGGCUGAGCCAGAACCUGAGCAGAGGGUUUCCUGGUUGAGGAAGCUUGUGGGCUGUCUCCCUACCUAGAAGUGCAAGGCAAGCAAGUCAGGUGGGGAAGAUGUGGAACCAAAUAUGAAAGUGACUUGCCCAAGGUUGCACAACUAGUAAAUAACAAGGCCAGGACUCAGACCCAAAUAGUCUGGCUCUGAAGCCCACAUCCUUGACUCAUCUGCUCUGCUAUUCUCCAAUCUGCUCUUUCUGCAAUUGUGAAUAAACACAGAUCUACUCUACAAUUAAUCUUAGUCGCUGAACUCAAGCUUCAAACUCAUGUAAUAAAAAUGUUAUAAAGAGAUACUCAAAUAA